Molecule: messenger RNA, 884 nt
Organism: Danio aesculapii
Lineage: Eukaryota; Metazoa; Chordata; Actinopteri; Cypriniformes; Danionidae
Product: leucine-rich repeat-containing protein 74B
Exons: 3
Coding region: 42-821 (259 amino acids)
Biological process (GO): nucleocytoplasmic transport; activation of GTPase activity
Cellular component (GO): nucleus; cytosol; perinuclear region of cytoplasm
Molecular function (GO): GTPase activator activity; small GTPase binding
Source: RefSeq, a predicted model, not a curated record
AUCCAGAGGACGUUACAUCUGAGCAAGACUUACAAAAACAGAUGGAUGCAAUGACAGAACUGCUGAGCAAUUCUGAUCAAGUGGAGCAACUGGUUCUGAGAAACACAGGUCUGACAGAUGAACUGCUGAAAAGUCUGGCGACAGCGCUCAAAAGAAGCCCAUCCGAAGUCACAGUGAUUAACCUAAAUCUGAACCAAAUCGGACCUCCUGGAAUCACUGUUUUACUAGACCUUCUGCAAGCCAAACCACACAUCAAAGAACUACUAUUGUUUGGAAACCAACUUGGCGAUCUUGGAGUGCGGACCCUGCUUAGCGGAUUGGCUGAACUUCAAGAUAAAACUGCAGCGCCGUGUGGAAACUCUGAACAGAUCCAUUGCUCUCCUGCUAACAGUGCCAUCAUAGAGUUAGACUUAGGUGGAAACGGAAUUGGCAGUGAUGGCCUGAGGGUGCUGGCCACGUUCAUGAGGUAUCAUUCCCACCUUCAGUAUCUGGGCCUGGCGCAGACAUCUUGUUCAGACAUGGAGGCCUGGACAGUCUUGUUUGAAAGCCUCAAAGUGAACACUGUGCUGACGCAUAUCAUUUUAGAUGAAAGCAACCUCAGGGAUGAUGGUGUUAAAUUGUUUGCAGAAGUGCUGCAAUCAAACAAGAGCCUGAGAAAGGUGGAAUUGGAUAAUAAUGGCUUCACUGAUGUUGGAGGACAUUGUCUCCUGGAGGCUCUGUGCUUUAGGGGAAAAGGUUCCCUGGAGAACCUGAGCCUGGAGGGAAACUACAUCAGCACCGCACUUAUGGCGAACAUACAGCAGGAGCUGGAGUCUCUUUAAAAUGAGAACCAUCAUCAAUUACCUUCUGCUUCACAAUUCAAACUGCAAGUAUGUGCCCAGGGC